AUGGCACAAGCUGCGGUAGCUAGAUUGCAACAGCAUCAUCAACAACAGCGCGAAGAAACGGUGAUCAGAGAUGCCAGAAUCAGAUUGGAUUUGAAGAAAACCUUCAUGGACGAUGAGCUUUUUUUCCCAGAGAUCAAACUUUCACAAGGUUCGAAUUUGAACAUGACAGGAAUCAGAGACUCCGACAAGAACGGUGGGAAUCUGCAGGCGAUGCUCAGAUUGAAUUUGCCCUUGGGAUCCAAAAGCGAAAAUGGUAAAAUUUCGUCAGAAACAGCAGGACGUUUCGUUGGCCAGCAGUACUACCAGAACCAGCUUUUGGCAGCAGUACAGCAGCAGCAGCAACAACAGCAACAACAGCAACAGCAACAGCAGCAGCAACAGCAAGGGCAACCACAGCAUACUCAUCAUCCUCAAAGACAACAGAGACAGCAUUAUCACCAAAACCCGUAUUUGAACAACUCUGGAUUCCAGUUUUAUCCUUCGCAACACGACAUGGGUAAUGCGAAAGGACACAGAGAUUGGUAA
This is a messenger RNA of Lachancea sp. 'fantastica', 525 nucleotides long. The record is from the annotation of a GenBank genome assembly. NCBI's taxonomy places the organism in Eukaryota, Fungi, Ascomycota, Saccharomycetes, Saccharomycetales, Saccharomycetaceae.